This is a messenger RNA of Rhipicephalus sanguineus (brown dog tick), 3038 nucleotides long. Its product is annotated as ocellar opsin. The transcript has 5 exons. The record is from RefSeq and is a predicted model, not a curated record. The coding region runs from base 59 to 1246 and encodes 395 amino acids. Lineage: Eukaryota; Metazoa; Arthropoda; Arachnida; Ixodida; Ixodidae. Gene Ontology annotation, cellular component: membrane. Gene Ontology annotation, biological process: visual perception; G protein-coupled receptor signaling pathway; phototransduction. Gene Ontology annotation, molecular function: G protein-coupled receptor activity.
GCAUCCUGGACUUCGAGCCGCCCAUCAUUCCGCUCCGUGUGCACACACCGGCGUCGCCAUGCCGACAGCGAUGGGAAGCAACCUGCGAGGGGGGCAGUCGGACAUCACCACAAUGGCCAUGUCCUUCCUAGACGAACUGGCCAGCCCGUACAUGAAGAACGGCACUGUGGUAGAGAUGGUGCCGGACGACAUGAUCUACAUGAUUCACCCGCAUUGGUACCGGUUCCCUCCCAUGAACCCUCUCUGGCACAGCCUCCUAGGCUUCGCCAUGGUCGUGCUGGGCAUCAUCUCAGUCAUGGGCAACAGCAUGGUCAUGUACAUCAUGACCACCACCAAGUCGCUACGCACACCUACCAACAUGCUGGUUGUCAACCUCGCCUUCUCAGACUGGUGCAUGAUGGCGUUUAUGAUGCCGACGAUGGCGGCCAACUGCUUCGCCGAAACGUGGAUCCUGGGACCAUUCAUGUGCGAGGUGUACGGCAUGGUGGGCUCGCUGUUCGGCUGCGGCUCCAUAUGGUCCAUGGUGAUGAUCACCUUGGACCGGUACAACGUCAUCGUGCGCGGCGUGGCAGCAGCGCCGCUCACGCACAAGAAGGCGGCGUUAAUGAUCUUCUUCGUCUGGUUUUGGGCUCUCGCCUGGACGUUGCUGCCCUUCUUCGGCUGGAGCAGAUAUGUACCCGAGGGCAACAUGACGAGUUGCACCAUCGACUACCUCACCAAGACACUGCUGUCGGCGUCGUACGUGGUAGCGUACGCUGUGGGUGUCUACUGGACCCCGCUCUUCAUCAACAUCUACUGCUACUCGAAGAUCGUGCGCACCGUGGCGCAGCACGAGAAGCAGCUGCGCGUGCAGGCAAGGAAAAUGAACGUCGCCUCGCUGCGCGCAAACGCCGAGCAGAACAAGACGAGCGCCGAGGCCAGGCUCGCUAAGAUCGCCAUGAUGACCGUCGGCCUGUGGUUCAUGGCUUGGACGCCGUACCUGACCAUCGCCUGGGCCGGCAUCUUCAGCGAUGGCUCCAAGCUGACGCCGUUGUCUACCAUCUGGGGCUCGGUGUUCGCCAAGGCCAACGCCUGCUAUAACCCCAUCGUGUACGGCAUCAGUCACCCCAAGUACCGAGCCGCCCUGGCACGCCGCUUCCCGUCCCUGGUGUGCGUCCCACCACCGAGCGCAGGCGACGACACGCGCUCCGAAGCCUCCGGCAUCACCACCGUGCCGGAAGACCGCGUCAUGACGACCGAAACCUAGACGACAUACGGCGCCACUAAAUUCGUCACGUAGGAUUCGGAAUUGGAGCAUCGUGUUAGCCUCACAGCAAGCACCAACAGCAGCGCACAAGAUGAUCAAAAGGUGCUCGUUCUGAAAACGGCUGAGAAUCAACGCACGCACACACACACACACACCGCCGAGCGCAGGCCUAUAGGUGAACGAGGUCGCACAGCUGCCAGUCCUGACACCACUACCCGGAGCCUAUGAACGGACCCUAGGUUGCUUCGUCGAACGUGCGUCCAAAUAUCGCGACAUAACUACUUCCAUCUGCAUAAUGAAGAGUUAAGCAGCAGCGAAGGUAAAUAUAUGACAAGCCUACUGUGGGUGUACUCCUGACGUCACUCUCAUGCGACGCACGGUGUGCGUGAUCAGUACCUAAAGCGCGGUAGAUCGGCGACUACGUGGCUGCGCGCCAACGAUCGCGAAGGUUGGUAUAUUCCGGCGGAACCGAAGUGCAAAGUUUCCCGUGUCUCAAUCCGGUCGUCUUAUACCCGCUCUUGUCACGCCGCUCUUUUCUGUCACUAAGGUAGCUCGCACGGAGCGUGAAAUUGUGCGUUAGAGGCGCACACAAAAAGCGAGAGAUUGCGACUUGCUUCUGCCACCACGUCCGCAUUCAGCUGCCGUCCGAACUUAUGCGCAUGAACGAUAUCGCCGUACCUUCGGAAACCGCACCGUGUCUGCGCUACACUCUUGAACUGCCAGAGCCGGAGAGCGCUGCGUGUUAGCUAAUAGGGAGUAUUCAUGCAUCUAGCUAAUAAGUGGCUCUUCGGCGCACUGUCGGUAACUUUGCUUCUCAGCCUACUCGUGCUCUUUCAACGCUCUUCCGCUCAUCAUCUUUAAGCGUGCAUUAGUUUCACUUUCGCCGUGACAUCGCGUAAAUGCACCUGUCAUCUAUUAUUUCGCAGCACCAUGCGCGAUGAGUGGAUUCAGCGUACACAACGUUCUGCAUAUUUAGAAGAUUUGCCAGGUGGUCUGGCAUGCGUGCCUUGCUGUCGCACAGUCUGCAGGGGAGACCACUGACCAGAGACGGGUGCUUCAAAUUCCCUUUUCGGAAUGGCGAUAACCCUCACUGAGAACUCUGAUCAUCGCCUCAUUAUACUAUAUGCGUCAUGAUACACAAAAAAGAGACAAAGUCCGGCAACAGCCUUGGCAAGGUCACUUGUUGAGGCUACGCCAGCACCUAAGGCACAAACACUGUGAAGUGCAUGAGGUGUGUGGCCGACAACGUCUAUGAAUUUAAUUAGCGUCUCGUGAGGGCAUAAGCUUUCGCCUGUGCUCUCCUUAGCGUUGCCUAAAGGGACUGUGACUUUGUGUUAAAUGUAUUUAUAUAUAACUGACCUUAAUUACUAUUUAUCUUUCAUCUAGUCUACACCUUGUGCCUUACCUGCAGAGCUUAGGGCUAUUAGGUAAAUAAAAACUCGAGAUUGGGUGAGACAAGCCUGUAAACGCCGCGACAUCCUGUGAAUAUGUGCUUCGCUCUGGCUGAAUGAAUCUGUCGAACGAGAUUUUCAAAGUGCGGAUGUGUGCAUCGUCAUCUUAGAGACCAUGACGACAUUGUGAAUGUCCUCCACGUCGAUAACUUCAGCAACAGACAUACGUUUCUAAGGCGCAGCGUUUUUUUUUUCAUCACGGCAGGAUAUAGCUGCGCACUUUUUCUGUAUCAUGCCAAUCUUUUCAACUCUGUAUGUAUCACACAUCUUGGAUAGGCCCGCUUCUGUACCUUGUGAUGAGAAACGACAAUAAACAAAGAGCAUGAAAAACGACCGUCGUU